Messenger RNA from Chenopodium quinoa (quinoa), 1275 nucleotides. Its product is annotated as protein NRT1/ PTR FAMILY 1.1-like. Gene Ontology annotation, biological process: transmembrane transport. Lineage: Eukaryota; Viridiplantae; Streptophyta; Magnoliopsida; Caryophyllales; Amaranthaceae. Gene Ontology annotation, molecular function: transmembrane transporter activity. The coding region runs from base 181 to 996 and encodes 271 amino acids. The transcript is spliced from 3 exons. The record is from RefSeq and is a predicted model, not a curated record. Gene Ontology annotation, cellular component: plasma membrane.
AGCAUUAAUGCAACUAGCGUGUACAGCUUUUCAAAUACACCUCCAUAAUAAUCCAUAAAUAUGUUAUAAAAAGUCACACUCCCAAAUAAUUUGUCGCAAAUUUCUCAUUUCCUAGAAGAUCAUAUCAUAUUGUAUAUUUCAAACUCUUUAUAGUUUAAAUAUAAAUAGAGGAUUUUACAAAUGGCUUUGGAAGAAAGCAGGGUAGAAUUGACAGAAGAGAAGAUGGAAAAAAUGGCGAUUUUACCAGAUAAUAACAAUAACUCAGAUCAGCAUGAAACUACUCCUAAGUCUAAGAAAAAGGGUGGUAUAAUUACCAUGCCUUUUAUUAUUGUGAAUGAGGCUUUUGAGAAAGUAGCAAGUUAUGGUUUGUUGCCAAACAUGAUAUUUUACUUGAUGAAUGUUUAUCACUUGGAAGCUGCAAAAGGAGUUAUUGUAUUAUCGUUAUGGUCUGGAAUUUCCAAUGCGUUGGCUAUUGUUGGAGGUUUUCUCUCCGAUUCUUACUUUGGUCGAUUUCGAGUCAUAGCUUUUGGAACCUUCUGUAGUCUUCUUGGAACAAGUUUACUUUGGUUGACUUCCGUAGUCCCAGCACUAAAACCAGCACCCUGUGCAAAGUCUAGUUCAGAGAGCUGUUCAUCAGCUACACCGAUCCAAUUCCUUGUCUUGUUCGGCUCUUUCGGCCUGAUCUCCAUAGGAGCCGGUUGCGUGAGGCCGUGUUCGUUAGCUUUCGGAGCUGAUCAAGUGAGCAACAAAGACAAUCCCAACAAUGAAAGAGUUCUAGAUAGUUUCUUCAACUGGUAUUAUGCCUCAACAGGGUUGGCAACUAUCAUUGCAUUGACAGUUAUUGUGUUCAUUCAAGAUAAAUUCGGGUGGCCAAUCGGAUUCGGUGUGCCUGUUUGUCUUAUGGUCCUUUCUCUUGUAGCCUUCUUUUUCGGGUCACCGUUGUAUGUUCAUGUCAAGGUCAAGGACAGCUUGUUUAUUGGUAUGUUUUGUUCGUAACAUACUAUGCUAUUUCCAAAUUUUAUUAUUAGAUUACUAAAAUAGUUAUCAUACAUGCAUAUUACCUACUAUAUUAGUAGUAUGUAAACAUAGUUUAUCAUAUUCUUGACAUGAUUAGUUCUUCUAAAGAGUAUCAUGAGUACAUUUCAUUUUUUUUUUUAACCUAAUGGCCUAGGUGCCGAUAUGAUCCUUUUGUGGAUGGUCGUUGUACUAAAUCUAGUUUUAUAGCUUGUAUCUCAGACAUGUUUAUGUUUAAUUGUAAUGACUUAAGUAUUUUAA